AUGACGCAGUCAAGACUGUUUAUGCCAUUAAAAAUUGGCAAUAUGGAUCUUCGCUGUCGGAUUGCCAUGGCACCUCUGACCAGGUAUCGAGCCCACGACGACCACACCCCCUCAGACUUAAUGGCCACGUAUUAUGGUCAGCGCGCGUCGAUACCAGGCACUCUUCUCAUAUCCGAAGGCACCUUCAUCUCUGCUCGGGCGGGCGGUUACAGUAACGUCCCCGGCAUCUACACCGAGUCACAUAUCGAAGGGUGGAGGAAAGUGACAGAUGAAGUUCAUCGAAACUCUUCCUACAUAGUCUGUCAAUUAUGGUCUCUAGGUCGAGCGGCAAAUCCAGAAGUCGCAAAGAGAGAAAAUAUCCAGAUCCUGGGACCCAGUCCUAUUUCCAUUGAUCCGAAGCGCCCUGUUCCCCGCCAGAUGGAUCACCGAGAUAUUCAACUGAUGAUUGAGGACUACGCGCAAGCUGCGCGCAAUGCCAUAGCGGCCGGUUUCGAUGCGGUUGAACUACACGGAGCCAAUGGCUAUAUCAUCGACCAGUUUCUUCAGACCAAUACUAAUGAACGCUCAGACGAGUACGGAGGCGAUGUCGAACGACGCUCUCGGUUCGGACUUGAAGCAGUUCGAGCAGUGAUUGACGCGGUUGGGGCGAAGAGGGUCGGCAUCAGGUUGAGCCCAUGGAGCACGUUCAACGGCAUGAGGAUGGAAGAUCCUAUCCCUCAGUUCCGCUAUUUUAUUCGAAAGCUGAGCGAACUUGAUCUCGCCUACCUCCAUCUGGUCGAACCCAGAAUCGCAGGCAACAUGGACGUGGAAAGUGCAGACUCGCUUGAUUUUGCAAUACAAGAGUGGAAGAACCCUCUGCUUUUAGCAGGUGGAUACGUUGCUAACACUGCAAGAACUUUGGUGGACGAGAAGGUACCUGAGCGUGAUGUUGUCGUUACCUUCGGUCGGUAUUUCAUUUCGACGCCCGAUCUACCCUUUCGCAUACAAAAGGGUUUGGAACUGACGCAGUACGACCGCGCUACAUUCUAUACUCCCCAAAAGGCCGAAGGCUACGUUGACUAUGCAUUCUCAAAGGCAUUCCUAGAUCAGCAAACCGCCGAGGCAGCAUAGCGUCCAU
This is a messenger RNA of Exophiala mesophila, 1117 nucleotides long. RefSeq lists its product as uncharacterized. Gene Ontology annotation, molecular function: NADPH dehydrogenase activity; FMN binding. The coding region runs from base 1 to 1110 and encodes 369 amino acids. The transcript has a single exon. The record is from RefSeq and is a predicted model, not a curated record. NCBI's taxonomy places the organism in Eukaryota, Fungi, Ascomycota, Eurotiomycetes, Chaetothyriales, Herpotrichiellaceae.